Molecule: messenger RNA, 1876 nt
Organism: Cherax quadricarinatus
Lineage: Eukaryota; Metazoa; Arthropoda; Malacostraca; Decapoda; Parastacidae
Source: RefSeq, a predicted model, not a curated record
ACGCCUGGCUGCAGACUUGACCAUUGGGAUGAUAUUGUGUGUGGUGCUGCCUGCUGUACGCUUCCUGCUGACAGUGAAGGAGUCAGGCUCACACACCUUCACUCACCACACCCACCUAGCCUCCUCGUAUGACUUCAUCAUAAUUGGAGGUGGGACUGGUGGGAGUGUAGUGGGAGCGAGGUUGUCUGAGGUGUCCAGGUGGAGGGUGUUAGUGGUGGAGGCUGGCACACCGCCGCCUCCAGACACUAGGGUGCCAGGUCUCCUGCCUCUCAACUUCAUCCCCGGCAAUGAGGUAGACUGGGGCUACGCUACAGUGCCACAGACACACGGACUCUACAACUUCGUCAAAGGUGUACCUUGACAGGUAGGUCGUGUCAUCCAGGGACGCACCCUGGGUGGAAGCUCCUCAACUAACGGUAUGUUCUAUGUCAGGGGCAACCCCAGGGAUUUUAACCAGUGGGCAGCACUAGGUAACCCUGGCUGGGACUACGCUUCUAUCCUCCCUUACUUCGUCAAGGCUGAAGACUACUGUUGCACACAAACGAGUCAAGAAGAGAGCUUCCUGGGGCUGGGAGGACCCGUGGGCAUAACUUCAGGCAUAAAGGGACCCCUGACUGAUGCAUUCAUCUAUGGUGGGAAGCAGCUCGGCUACCCAACACUAAACAUCAACACGCAGGCAGACAUAGGAUUCACCGUGUCACAAUUCAAUAUACGUGAGGGCAGGCGGUUCUCCACAGCUGAGGCUUAUCUCAGACCAGCAUCUUCAAGGUCCAACCUUCACAUCCUUCACACUGCCACCGUCUUGAAGGUAUUGUUCAGCGAGGAAGGUCAAGCUUCAGGAGUAUUACUGGAGCACAAUGGGAAGGUGUUGAAGAUCGCAGCAGAGAAAGAAGUGGUGGUGUCGGCUGGCGCCAUCGGCUCGCCCAAACUACUACUGUUGUCUGGUGUGGGUCCCAGCCAGGAGCUACUGCGUCACAAGAUCCAAGUGGUAGCGGACGUGCCUGGAGUUGGCCAGAAUUUUCACGAUCACAUUGGAGUGAACGGUUUAACAUGGACCACUCCUGGAAGUUCACUUAGCCUGGUGGCUCAGACUCUGGCCGCCUUUCCUCAAUACCUCAUCAACAAACAAGGUGCUUUAGCAACGGUGAACGCAGAGUUGGUCAACGCCUGGGUAAAGGUCACUGAGGAUGGUGACCCGUACUGGGCUGACACUCAGAUCUUCCUCAGCAGUGUGGCCGUCACUGAGGACAGUGGUACCAUCUACCCUUAUAUCUGGGGUCUGGAUGCGCAAAAAUUUGGAGAGUACUUUAGAAGUAUUUACCUGAAACAAGCCUUUAACAUGAGACCGACUCUGGUCCAGCCUAAGAGUCGAGGUUCCAUCACUCUCAAGUCUAACGACCCUAAACAAGCACCAAAUAUUGACCCCAACUACCUCAGUCAUCCAGAUGAUGUCAAGGCGCUGGUUAAAGGUAUAAUGUUGACACUAGCACUAGGGAACACCACAGUCUUCACUAGGAAACACAAAGCAAGUUUUCAUGACAAGCCGCUACCUGGGUGUGAAAGAAGAGUGUAUGGAAGUGAGGCUUACUGGACCUGUUACGUCCGUCACAUGGCAACAUCCACCUUCCACUUGGCUGGUACCUGCAAGAUGGCGCACUCCUCAGACCCACUUGGUGUAGUGGACCACCACCUAAGGGUCCGUGGUGUGGGUAGGCUGAGGGUGGUGGACGCAUCUGUCAUGCCCACAGUGACCACUGGUAACACUAUGAGUCCCGUCAUCAUGAUAGCAGAGGUCGCUAGUGACAUUAUCAAGCAGCACUGGACCACCAUGCAACAACAACACUGAAACCAGUUUUGUUUUGUGUUGUUCUCUGCA